Messenger RNA from Eruca vesicaria subsp. sativa (arugula), 1397 nucleotides. NCBI's taxonomy places the organism in Eukaryota, Viridiplantae, Streptophyta, Magnoliopsida, Brassicales, Brassicaceae. The record is from the annotation of a GenBank genome assembly.
GAUUCAUCAGCUUGGAUUGUGGGUUAGUCCCAAAGGACACGACCUAUGUGGAGAAGACUACAAACAUAACAUAUAUAUCAGACGGGGCUUACAUCGACAGUGGAGUGGUCGGGAGGAUCGAUGAAACGUUAAGGACGAUAUUUCAACGACAGGUUUGGAACGUAAGAACCUUCCCCGAUGGUCAAAGAAAUUGUUACAACUUCAACCUGACAAGGAACCAAAAAUAUCUGAUCAGAGGAAGCUUUCACUAUGGGAAUUACGAUGGCCUGAAUCAACUCCCUAGCUUUGAUCUUCACAUUGGUCCUAACAAAUGGACCUCUGUUUCUAUCCGAGAAGUGGGCAAUUCUUUAAUCCACGAAAUCAUCCAUGUCUUGACACAAGACCGACUCCAAGUCUGUCUUGUCAAAACAGGAGAAACAACACCGUUCAUUUCGUCCUUGGAAAUUCGUCCAUUGAACAAUAAUACUUACGUCACUCAAAGCGGAUCGUUGAUGACAGUGAAGAGAGAUUACUUUUCACACACACCAUCGUUCAUCAGGUAUGAUGAGGACAUCCAUGACCGAAUCUGGUUGCCAAAAAUUAAUGAAAAUACAACGUCGAUAAAGACAGACCUUCCUGUUGAUACAAGUAACCUCUACGAUGUGCCUCAGCUCGUUGCCACAACCGCUAUGAUCCCUGAAAACCCUUCUAAGACUCUGAACUUACGUUGGACUCUCGAUGAGAUCGAUGCACACUCAUAUAUAUACAUGCAUUUCGCCGAAAUAGAGAAUCUUGGAGCUAGUGAAACUAGAGAGUUCAACAUUACUUACAACGAUGGUGUACGUUGGUUCAGCUUCUUUAGUCCUCCAAAGCUUGGCAUAUCAACUCUAUACAAUCCAAGAGCUGUGAGUGCUCCUGAUGGGACAUUCGAGUUCACUUUCACAAUGACAAGUAACUCAACUCUUCCUCCUCUUAUCAAUGGCCUCGAGGUUUAUAAAGUCUUGGACUUUCUACAGCUCGAGACAGACCAAGAUGAAGUUUCUGCUAUGAUGAACAUAAAGUCAACAUAUGAAUUGAGAAAAAAGAUGACCUGGCAAGGAGAUGUAUGUGCUCCCCAAGUUUUUCUGUGGGAAGGUGUAAACUGCAGUUAUCCAGACUCCGAUCCACCUUUUAUCAAUUCAUUGAACUUGACGGCGAGCGAAUUGACUGGUACCAUAACACCUGAAAUAUCUAAGCUAACAAGGUUGAAAGAGCUAGAUUUAUCAAACAAUGAUUUAUCAGGAGACAUUCCACCGUUUUUUGCUGAUAUGAAGUCGCUAAGACUCAUAAACUUAAGUGGAAACUCAAAGCUCAACCGCACUCUUCCAAACUCCGUUCGGCAAAGGAUAGGCAACAAAUCGUUAACACUAUUGUUGUAA